Messenger RNA from Euleptes europaea (tarantolino), 1242 nucleotides. It is a transcript of the gene NPSR1, whose product is annotated as neuropeptide S receptor 1. Gene Ontology annotation, biological process: positive regulation of release of sequestered calcium ion into cytosol; neuropeptide signaling pathway. Gene Ontology annotation, molecular function: neuropeptide receptor activity. The record is from RefSeq and is a predicted model, not a curated record. NCBI's taxonomy places the organism in Eukaryota, Metazoa, Chordata, Lepidosauria, Squamata, Sphaerodactylidae. Gene Ontology annotation, cellular component: membrane; cytoplasm. The coding region runs from base 1 to 1242 and encodes 413 amino acids. The transcript has 9 exons.
AUGCCUCCAGUAGCCAGCCGUGGAACAGUGGAGCUGCCUGUAUCGCAGUGCUCCUCCGAGGAGAGCCUGGCUGCACAAACUCUCUCUCUCUUGCCAGAAGAAGCAGAGCAGCUUGCAAAGGAGCAACAAGCCAUGCAAGUCGGUGUCACAGAAGCCGGCAGCAGCCUGAACAGAAGCUCGGCCAGCCUGGAGGCCACUCUUGUAACUUUCACGGAAACGCUGACUUUCACGGAAGUGCUGGAAGAAGAGGAGGAGUGGGAAUCCUUUCAUUAUUCCUUUAAGACAGAGCAGCUGAUCACCCUUUGGAUUCUCUUUGUUGUAACAGUUGGUGGGAACGCCAUUGUUCUGCUUUCUACAUGGAGGAGAAAGAGGAAAUCCAGGAUGACCUUCUUUGUUACUCAGCUAGCCAUAACAGAUUGUUUUACAGGACUCAUAAACAUAAUGACUGAUAUAAUUUGGCGCUUCACUGGAGAUUUCAUGGCCCCUGAUCUCAUCUGCCGAAUAGUGCGCUAUUUUCAGGUUGUACUUUUGUACGCUUCGACGUAUGUCCUAGUUUCACUGAGCAUAGACAGAUAUCAUGCCAUAGUCUAUCCCAUGAAGUUCUUUCAAGGAGAAAGGCAGGCGAAAGUCCUCAUUGUGGUUGCCUGGAGCCUCGCAUUCCUGUUUUCAAUUCCGACUCUGAUCAUAUUUGGGAAACGGCAGCUGUCCAAUGGGGAAGUACAAUGUUGGGCUGCCUGGCCAGAUGAGUCUUACUGGAUCCCAUACAUGACCACAGUUGCCUUCCUGGUGUAUUUUAUCCCUCUGAUUAUUAUCAGUGUUAUUUACUUCAUCGUGAUUCGAACAAUAUGGGUUAAGAGCAGAGCUCAUGCUGUGGUUGUAUCUAACUGUUCCGAGGGUAAAUUCUGUGCCAGCUACUACACCCAUCGGGGACUCAUAUCAAAGGCUAAAGUCAAAGCCAUCAAGUACAGCAUGGUAAUAAUUCUUGCGUUUGUGCUCUGCUGGAGUCCUUACUUUCUAUUUGAUAUCCUGGACAACUUCAGCGUCCUCCCUGAGACUAAAGAACGCUUCUAUGCAGCGGUGAUUAUACAAAACCUCCCAGCUUUAAACAGUGCCAUCAACCCCAUCAUAUACUGUGUCUUUAGCAACACUGUUUGCUCGCAACGAUCAGGAACCUUGGGAACUUUCAGAGACAAAACAGAAGGACAAGAGAUGCAGGUUCUCUCUAGUCCAGAAUAUGUUUAG